AUGGCAGCCGAUAUGACCGGCGAGCAGAUGCAAGCCAAGAUCACCAACGCCAGGCGCGAGGCUGAGGGUCUCAAGGAUAAGAUCAAGCGCAGAAAGGAUGAGUUAGGAGACACAACUCUUCGACAAGUCGCGCAAAACCACACGGAUGCCCUGCCGCGGAUCGGAAUGAAGCCCCGGCGCACGCUUAAAGGCCAUCUGGCCAAGAUCUACGCCAUGCACUGGUCGACCGACCGCCGCCAUCUGGUCUCUGCGUCGCAGGAUGGCAAGCUCAUCAUCUGGGAUGCCUACACGACAAAUAAGGUCCACGCCAUUCCCCUGCGGUCGUCGUGGGUCAUGACCUGUGCCUAUGCCCCGAGCGGGAACUACGUCGCGUGCGGUGGUCUCGACAACAUCUGCUCCAUCUACAACCUGUCCUCGCGCGAGGGUCCGACGCGCGUCGCUCGCGAACUGUCAGGCCACUCGGGCUACCUGUCCUGCUGUCGCUUCAUCAACGACCGCCGCAUCAUCACUUCCUCCGGCGAUAUGACCUGCAUGCUCUGGGAUAUCGAGUCCGGCUCGAAAGUCACCGAAUUCGCCGAUCACCUUGGCGACGUCAUGUCUAUUAGCAUCAACCCAACCAACCAGAACAUCUUCGUUUCCGGUGCCUGCGACGCCUUCGCCAAGCUCUGGGAUAUCCGUACCGGCAAGGCCGUCCAGACCUUUGGCGGCCACGAGUCCGACAUCAACGCCAUCCAGUUCUUCCCCGAUGGCAAUGCCUUCGGAACCGGCUCCGAUGACACCUCGUGCCGUCUCUUCGAUAUCCGCGCCGAUCGCGAACUCAACAUCUACCAGAGCGAUCAAGUUUUGUGCGGAAUCACUUCGGUCGCUUUCUCUGUAUCUGGGCGACUCCUUUUCGCUGGUUAUGAUGACUUUGAAUGCAAGGUGUGGGAUGUUCUGCGUGGUGAUAAGGUCGGUUCCUUGAGCGGCCACGAGAACCGGGUCAGCUGUCUGGGUGUCAGCAACGAUGGCAUUAGUCUGUGCACUGGAUCGUGGGAUUCCCUGGUAAGUACCUCCGCAGAUUAA
Penicilliopsis zonata CBS 506.65 is the source of this 1062-nucleotide messenger RNA. RefSeq lists its product as hypothetical. The transcript has 4 exons. Gene Ontology annotation, biological process: G protein-coupled receptor signaling pathway. Gene Ontology annotation, molecular function: protein binding; signaling receptor complex adaptor activity. The record is from RefSeq and is a predicted model, not a curated record. NCBI's taxonomy places the organism in Eukaryota, Fungi, Ascomycota, Eurotiomycetes, Eurotiales, Aspergillaceae. Gene Ontology annotation, cellular component: cytoplasm; heterotrimeric G-protein complex. Bases 1 to 1062 code for a protein of 353 amino acids.